AUGUUGCGCGCCGCAGCCAGGAGCGUCGCCCGGGUGGCCCGCAGGGCGUCCAGCAGCAAUGCAGCAGGCGUGCUGGUCGGCGCUUCUCGGACAGCCUACAGCACAUGGACUCAGGCUGCAGUGAAGCCUCGCGUGGGCCGUGCGGCCCUGCUGGCCGCCAUGGGUGUCGGCAUGGGCACCACCGUGGCAAUGGCUGCCAGCAACCAGGAGCGCUCCUUCAUCAUGGUCAAGCCCGAGGGUGUGCAGCGCGCGCUCGUCGGCGAGGUCAUCAAGCGCUUUGAGCAGCGUGGAUUCAAGCUGGUCGGGCUCAAGGUGCUGGUGCCCUCCAAGGACAUUGCCAACGUGCACUACGGCGAGCACGAGGGCAAGCCCUUCUUCCCCAAGCUGGUGGGGCACAUCACCUCUGGCGCGGUAGUGGCUAUGGUCUGGGAGGGCAAGGACAUCGUGAAGACGGGCCGGGCCAUGAUAGGAGCCACCAACCCGCUGGCAUCUGCCCCGGGGACCAUCCGAGGAGACUUCGCCAUCGAUCUGGGGAGGAACAUUGUGCAUGGAUCCGACUCCGUGGACUCCGCCCAGCGGGAGAUCGCCCUCUGGUUCAGCCCCGAUGAGCUGGCGGAGUACGAUCCCACCGUCACGCCCUGGAUCUACGAAUGA
Messenger RNA from Auxenochlorella protothecoides, 654 nucleotides. Its product is annotated as Nucleoside diphosphate kinase. Lineage: Eukaryota; Viridiplantae; Chlorophyta; Trebouxiophyceae; Chlorellales; Chlorellaceae. The coding region runs from base 1 to 654 and encodes 217 amino acids. The record is from RefSeq and is a predicted model, not a curated record. Gene Ontology annotation, biological process: GTP biosynthetic process; CTP biosynthetic process; UTP biosynthetic process. Gene Ontology annotation, molecular function: nucleoside diphosphate kinase activity. The transcript has 5 exons.